AUGAGCGAGGAUCUGGACCAGCGGCCAGCAAAACGACAGCGCUUCUUUGCGGAAGAACCGUCUUGUCCGCAAACCCCCGACCGAAAGCCUCUUGACGCGUCCCUACCCCGUCACUGUCCUGUAGGCGACUCCGACGCGGAUGAUGAUUUGGACGAAGAAACGACAUUUACGCACGCCAACAGCCCCUCACGUCGAGUGCCAGUCACGCCGAUUAAAUCCCCGGUAAUCGCAAACACGGCAGAAAAUCAUACGAUAAAAGACGAGCCACCCGAAACUAUUGCCGAAUCUCCGGCCCAGAAUCCAGUUCUGGAUGGCUUCGAUGUCGAGUUAUUUACCAGCAUCGUGGGGGAGAAACUACCGGUUGAAUCUUUGAAGAUCAUUCAAUCCGCGUCCUCCAACAAUGUCGAGCAGGCUGUGAACAUCUAUUUUGACGGCUCGUGGAAGAAGCCCUCAAAGACCGUCGUAACAGCAAACGGCGGACCCAAAUCGAAGACGAUCAAAACGACCCUACCUCUUCAACAGAACCCCACCGGCGAUUCAUCUACAUCCCAAUCGGCAAACAACAACACACCAUUCGAACCGUCAUCUGUUCUACGCAAGCAACCCUCGAAGAGAUACAUCGGUGCAUUUGGAGUCGGCGGAUGGGCAACAAGGAGUGGACUGGCUCUUCUCAAGCAUGGCGAUCCUGUCAAUAUCGAACGUGCGAGGUCACAACCAGUCACUAAACGGGCUCGAAAUGGGAAAACGAUCGUCAAUCAGAAGAGCGACGUAUUGACCCGUUUUACAACAACCCAAGGACAAGAAGUUGGUCGACUUCCCCACGAAACGGCAGAAUGGGUCUCAACUCUGAUAGAUCAGAAGAUCUGCCACUUCGAGGGGGUGUGUGUUUACAUGCCGGAUAGAGUCCGUGUCAAUGAUACGAUCUACCUCCAACUCCGGUGUUACUUGCGAAAAGAGGCCUUUCAGCGUGGGCCUUUCGUCAGCUCCAGUGAUGACGACAAUCGGUCCAUGGGUCUGUUUGAAGAGAAAGAAAGCACCGAGGAGAAAAACCUUCGACUGCGACAAGUAGGCCUCGUCAAGCUUUUCCAUGAAAUCAACCUUUCGCCAACUUCAAUCAAUCCGACCACUGAACAGCACAAAAGAGAGGGGCUUCUUCAAGCUGCUGAGAUGGCAGAGAAGCUUGAUGGUGUCAAAAAAGAAAAAUCCAGAGCAAGCAAUAAAAAUGGUGAUGAAUCAUCCUCUGAGGAUGAAACGCAAGAAUUAGAGGAGGAUCAACUCGACAGUCUUUAUCGGAAGGCGCAGUCCUUCGAUUUCAAUAUGCCCGAGGCUCAACCUCCUCCCAGCUUUGCUCUAAACCUUCGCAAAUACCAAAAGCAAGCUCUACAUUGGAUGUUGGCGAAGGAAAGAGACAACCAGCAACAUCGCGAGCGCUCUAUGCACCCACUAUGGGAAGAGUACAACUGGCCCACCAAAGAUGUGGAUGAUAAAGACCUGCCCACAAUUGAAGGCAUCGAACAUUUCUACGUGAAUCCUUAUUCGGGUGACCUCAGUGUAGAUUUCCCUGCACAAGAACAACGUUGCCUGGGUGGGAUUCUCGCCGAUGAAAUGGGUCUCGGCAAAACCAUUGAGAUGCUCAGUCUAGUCCAUUCAAACAAGACCGAGCCUCGUACUGAGACGUCGAAUGGAAUCAGCUCCGUUAAUGACUUAGCUAGAGUCCCAAAUUCGACGACCAGUAUCGUGUCUGCGCCAUACACAACAUUGGUAGUCGCGCCCACGUCGUUGCUUGCCCAGUGGGAAAGUGAGGCAAUGAAAGCGUCUGCCGCUGGGACAAUGCGUGUGCUUACGUACUACGGCUCGGAUAAGGCUAUGAACCUCCGCGACAUCUGUUGCGAGUCGAAGCAGGCUUCCGCACCUCACAUCAUCGUCACUACUUACGGUGUUGUCCUAUCCGAGUUCCGCCAACUCAGCCUACAGUCUGCAAUCACUACCGGAGCGCAGAAUGGUCUGUUCUCGGUCGAUUUCUUCCGCAUUAUUCUUGACGAAGCCCAUUUGAUUAAGAAUCGUCGCUCGAAAUCUGCCCGGGCAUGUUACGAACUCCAGUCGCUCCAUAGAUGGGUCCUUACUGGUACGCCUAUUGUCAACCGCCUGGAGGAUCUAUUUAGCCUGGUACGAUUCUUGAAGGUGGAACCAUGGAGCAAUUUCUCUUUCUGGAAAACGUUCAUCACGGUUCCGUUUGAAUCCAAGGAAUAUGUUCGUGCUUUGAACGUGGUGCAGAGCGUUUUGGAGCCUCUUGUUCUCCGUCGGACGAAGACCAUGAAAACACCCGAGGGCGAGCUUUUAGUUCCCCUGCCCAAGCGAACCGUUACCAUCGAAGAAGUGGAGCUCUCACAACAGGAACGCGAGAUCUACGACUGUAUCUACACUCGUGCCAGACGGACGUAUAACGAGAAUGUCGCUGCUGGUACUCUUCUUUCGUCGUACUCGACAAUUUUCGCCCAGAUUCUUCGUCUUCGGCAAACCUGCUGUCACCCCAUUCUCACACGCAAGAAGGAGAUCGUUGCAGAUGAAGAAACUGUCGCCGCUGCACUUGAUGCGACAAGCGAGUUAAAGGAUGAUAUGGAUCUGCAGGAGUUGAUUAAUCAAUUCACAGCUUCCACCGAAAAUGCAGAGACCGAAAAUAGGUCUAUGAUAUUCACAGCGCAUGCUCUUCGACAAAUCCAGACCGAGUCCAGUGGUGAAUGCCCGAUCUGCUGCGAAGAUAUCAUGAUCGAGCCUGCUGUCACUGCUUGUUGGCAUAGCGCAUGCAAGAAAUGUCUCCAGGAUUUUGUUCGACAUCAAAUGAAUAACGGCGAACAAGCGCGUUGCUUCUCCUGUCGCGCGCCAAUCGAUGCAAAAGACAUCUUCGAAGUUAUUAAGCACCCAUCCACGCAUGCCACGCCCAUGGAAGAAUUCUCCUCGGACAAACCACUGCUUGGCAGCUCUCAGCCAGCUCCUCGCAUUUCUCUACGUCGCAUCAACCCGCUCUCUCCGUCGGCACACACAUCAGCCAAAAUUCACGCGCUGAUAAACCACCUUGGCCGAAUCCCACCCAACACGAAAUCAAUCGUCGUCUCCCAGUUCACAUCAUUCUUAGAUCUUAUCGGCGAUCAGCUUUCUCGUGUUGGCGUCUCGCAUCUCCGUUUAGACGGAUCAAUGCCUCAAAAGGCGCGCGCUGCUGUUCUGGCAGAGUUCACCAAGACUGAAACCUACGCCGACGAAAUAAUCGACACCGAGGAGGACACUCCUGCAGGGGGCGGACAAUCGACCAUAAAGGGAGCGCCGACUAAACCACUACCAACCGUCCUGUUACUCUCUCUCAAAGCUGGUGGAGUCGGUCUUAACUUGACCGCUGCUAGCAAUGUCUUCAUGAUGGAUCCCUGGUGGAGUUUUGCCAUUGAGGCACAAGCGAUUGACCGUGUGCAUCGCAUGGGCCAAAUGCGGGAUGUUUCAGUCACGCGAUUCGUCGUCAAGGACUCCAUCGAGGGCCGUAUACUCCGUGUCCAAGAGCGCAAGAUGAAUAUUGCCGGCACACUUGGAUUGCGUGUGGGGGGUGACGAGCCGGAAGAGGACAAGAAGGACAAACUGGCAGAUCUGAAGUUGCUCUUCGAGUAA
Messenger RNA from Penicillium argentinense, 3651 nucleotides. RefSeq names its product DEAD/DEAH box helicase. The transcript has a single exon. Bases 1 to 3651 code for a protein of 1216 amino acids. The record is from RefSeq and is a predicted model, not a curated record. Gene Ontology annotation, molecular function: ATP-dependent chromatin remodeler activity; ATP binding; hydrolase activity, acting on acid anhydrides, in phosphorus-containing anhydrides. NCBI's taxonomy places the organism in Eukaryota, Fungi, Ascomycota, Eurotiomycetes, Eurotiales, Aspergillaceae.